AACCUGUUUUUUGUCCGUAUGAAAAAACAUGCUUUUUUAAAUCCACCGGUCUUUAUCUGUGGUUUUUUCUCUACCGGAUAUAAAUACUUGUGUAAGUCGGAGAAAAGCAGUCAAUAAUAAAAAUCGGUUCAAUCGCGAUAGAUAUAAUCCGUUUAUUAAGUUAUUUAAAUUCCCUUUAUUGUCUUGUAAAAACAAUAAAAGAUGACUGCUUUACCGGAAGACCUAAAAAAUCUGUUUAGCUAUAUUGAGGUUCACAAAGAGGAGUAUAUAAAUAAUCUAAAGGUCGCUGUCGCUAUACAAUCUGUUUCUGCUUGGCCUGAUAAGCGAAACGAAAUUCAACGUAUGGUAGAAUGGACUGCUGAUAAGCUCCGUAAUAUAGGAACGCAAGUUGAGUUAGCUGAUGUUGGAACACAAACACUUCACAGUGGCCAAAAAAUACCUUUACCUAAAGUAAUCUUGGGUACUCUUGGCACGGAUCCAAAAAAGAAAACUGUCGUUGUUUAUGGCCAUCUUGAUGUACAACCUGCUCUGAAAGAGGAUGGCUGGAAUACUGAACCAUUUGAAUUGACAACCCAAGAUGGAAAACUAUAUGCCCGUGGUGCAUCAGACGACAAAGGUCCAGUAUUGUGUUGGAUUCAUGCUAUUGAAGCUUUUAAAGCCUUAAAUAUUGAACUGCCCGUAAAUGUUAAAUUUAUAUUUGAGGGUAUGGAAGAAAGCGGUAGCGAAGGUCUAGAUGACCUUCUAUUAAGCUUGAAAAGUACUUUUCUUUCAAAUGUGGAUUAUGUUUGCAUAUCUGAUAAUUAUUGGCUGGGUAAAAAUAGACCGUGUCUUACUUAUGGACUUCGUGGAUUAGUGUAUUACACACUUGAAGUAGAAUGCGCUAAAAAGGAUCUUCAUAGUGGCGUCUUUGGAGGAACUGUCCACGAAGCUAUGCCUGAUUUGAUCUAUCUUCUUAACUGUUUAGUGGAUAAAGAUACUAACAUACUAAUCCCUGGAAUAGAAAGGGACAUUGCACCUUUGUUACACAAUGAAAACCAAAUUUAUGAUAACAUUGACUACGAUAUCAAUGAUUACAGGGAUGAUAUUGGUACUAGAAAGCUCCCCCACAAUGAAGACAAAACAAAACUGCUGAUGCAUAGAUGGCGGUAUCCUUCACUCUCGAUACAUGGUAUUGAAGGUGCUUUUUAUGAACACGGUGCAAAAACCGUAAUACCUGCUAAAGUGAUUGGAAAAUUCUCAAUGCGCCUAGUUCCGAAUCAAGAUCCAGAGCAUAUUAAUGAGUGUGUUGUGAAAUAUUUGAAUUCAAAAUGGGAAGAACGCGGAUCACCGAAUUUAAUGAAAGUAAACCUUUCAAGCAGCGGUAAACCAUGGACUGAAGAUCCUAAUCAUCCUCAUUAUGAAGCCGCAAAGCGUGCAGUAAAACAUGUAUUUUCUGUGGACCCAGAUAUGACUCGCGAAGGAGGAUCUAUUCCAGUUACAUUAACGCUCCAAGAAGCUACCGGAAAGAAUGUCAUAUUAAUUCCAGUUGGUGCUUGUGAUGAUGGUGCACACUCUCAAAAUGAAAAAAUUGAUAUAUUUAAUUAUAUUGAGGGCACUAAACUCCUUGGAGCUUAUCUUUUCGAAGUUGGCCAACUGAAAUAAAACUAACAAUCUUCGGAUUUUAUAAUGAAGCAUCACAAUUUGAAUUUAUAAAUUUGUAUAUUUAACAAUAAUUUUUUUUUCUAAUUUAAUAAACGAUGCUUAAUCGGUCCAAGUAUCACCAUA
This is a messenger RNA of Teleopsis dalmanni, 1764 nucleotides long. RefSeq names its product cytosolic non-specific dipeptidase-like. The record is from RefSeq and is a predicted model, not a curated record. The transcript is spliced from 7 exons. Bases 202 to 1641 code for a protein of 479 amino acids. Gene Ontology annotation, molecular function: metallodipeptidase activity. NCBI's taxonomy places the organism in Eukaryota, Metazoa, Arthropoda, Insecta, Diptera, Diopsidae. Gene Ontology annotation, biological process: proteolysis.